AUGGCAGGCAGGCAGCUUAUAGUCCUUGUUUCAUCCCUCCUCCUCGCCUCACUCGCCUUCUUCCCUUCCACAACCGCGAUUGAAUAUCAGAAAAAGAUCGAAGUGGUUGUGGAAGGCAUGGUGUACUGCCAGAGCUGUGACCACUACGGAACAUGGUCCAUGACCGGGGCUAAACCAAUCCCUUCGGCUAAAGUCAGUGUCAUUUGCAAGAACCACAAUAAGCAAGUCAGCUUCUACAAGGCUUUCCAAACAAAUGCUGAUGGCUACUUCUAUGCACCCCUUGAUGGCUUCAAAAUGAACCACAUUAUGGACCAUCCCCUACAGGCUUGCCAUGUCAAACCGGUGUCCUCACCUCUCCAAGACUGCAGGUUCCUCAGCAACAUCAACCACGGCCUUGAUGGAGCUCCGCUUCGUUAUGAAGACAAGAGAGUGAUGGGAAACAAUUAUGAAGCUGUGGUGUAUUCUGCAGGGCCUUUGGCUUUUCGCCCUGCCAAUUGCGCUCCAAAAACUCACUUCUAAUCUGUCACACCAGUCGUCUUUUGCCUCAAAUUAACUUGA
Molecule: messenger RNA, 558 nt
Organism: Argentina anserina (silverweed cinquefoil)
Lineage: Eukaryota; Viridiplantae; Streptophyta; Magnoliopsida; Rosales; Rosaceae
Product: non-classical arabinogalactan protein 30-like
Exons: 1
Coding region: 1-519 (172 amino acids)
Biological process (GO): unidimensional cell growth; root hair elongation
Source: RefSeq, a predicted model, not a curated record